This is a messenger RNA of Sinocyclocheilus grahami, 1617 nucleotides long. RefSeq names its product coiled-coil domain-containing protein 117-like. The record is from RefSeq and is a predicted model, not a curated record. The transcript has 6 exons. Bases 206 to 1048 code for a protein of 280 amino acids. NCBI's taxonomy places the organism in Eukaryota, Metazoa, Chordata, Actinopteri, Cypriniformes, Cyprinidae.
AUCCCCGUUCACUAUCACACUGUACUAGAAACGCGUCUUAAAAUUUAGGCUCUUGCAACUUCUCUUGCCAGUUGUCUUUAGCCACUUUUCCACAUUUUAAGCGAAGUUGGCUUUACGCUUUUGUGGGGCGUGUGAAAGAUCCUUAUACUGCGUGACUGCAGUUGCUAUUUAAUUCGGAUGUUUUCAGCUCAUCUUCGGCUGGAGGAUGAUGCAGAGCACCAGGUCUGGAAGCAGCGAGCUGGAGGUCAUCACAUUCUCCCCCCUCGCUCCUUUUAGUAACCCUGAUUUGGCCACAAUCAGCAGGCCAACCAGAGACUCCAGUCAUCUGACAGGUGGAUCUAUGCCAAAUACCUGGGAUAGAAGAUACACGAGGAAACAGAGGAGAAGGACAGAUGAUGAAAGCUGCAGUCCUAAACGGCGAAAGCUGAUGGGAGAGGAAGGAGCAGAUGAGUAUCCAAGUCCUAAAGUGAGCCAGAGACGGUCUGUGGAGUCUAUCACUACUUCCCCUACUGAGACCAGCCUGGUUCAACUGCACACUGAACCCAGGACAGAAGAAAUGGGUCUGCCCUUUACAUCCACUCCAUCUCCACUACCCAGAGUUCCCACAGAAGGCUCAAGCAUGGAGGUAGAGGCCACUCAGAGGAGACUGCAGGAGAUAGAAGACAGGAUAACUUUGGAAGAUGAUAGUGAUGAAGAAGAGCUUGAUGUGGAACCGGCUCAGCGCAGACCAGUGCUGGUGAUGUCCGACAGCUUAAGAGAGGGGCUACAGCGGGGGAUUGGUGACAUUCUACCCCAAACAGUAGCGCAGUCAGUGAGCUGCUCCUGUAUGGAAUUGGUGUUGUGGCGCCCCCCAGAGGACCCUCUCACCCAGAGGCUGAAGGACUCUUUACAGAAACAGCAGCGCAAGCAGUUGGCAGUGAGCAGACAGACUCCCAAGCCCAGUUCACAGCCCCAAGCCCAGUUCACAGCACCCAGUGAGCAGACUUUCAGCCCGCUGUUCAGAAGCCCUGCGCUCCUCAACUCUGGAGAGGAAGACAUGGAGUUAUAGAGGGUAAUCUUUACCAAUACCCUUAGCAUACUGUGUGUGAAAAAAAGCUUUGAACUUUAUCAGUGCAGAUGAGGAAUUACCAUAAGGGGAGAGCAAAAUGAGCCAUUCACAAAUGCUCACAAGAGAUUUCUCUUGUGCCAUGUAUUCUUUGUUUCAACCUGUGCUGCUUUUGUAGGUGGGACCAUAUUUGCACUAGACUAAAUGGGAAGUAUCCUAUGUGAACGUGGUCAGUGGUACAUUGGUUGAAUGUGCAGUUGCAACUUCAUAUCCACUCUGUUUGCUGUUGAUAGCUGUGAAUAUUCAAACACAUUACUGGUUAUCAAUGCAAAAUAUUUUAGGUUUUUCUUUAAGCAGUUAAUAUUAUUUCAGUGUACUCGUAUACUGUGUACAAAUUCAGAGUGCUUGAUAUGUUACAAUCUGCCAUAUUUACGUGUGAUACUUUUUUGCAGAAGUUCAACUGGUCAAAACCUGAGACUCCUUUUAUUUUCUUCUUCAUGGUGUCCCAGUGUUUCCCAUAAAUUGACUUAUUUGUGGUGCCCGCCACAAUAUCAAAACUGACUGCCACAAAU